AUGCUACUAUCAGACAGAAAUAAAAGUGAGGCAACAUUCAUCCUCUUGGGUUUCUCAGACUACCCGGAACUGCAAGGCCCAUUCUUCAUGAUCUUUCUCAUCAUCUAUACUAUCACUGUGGUUGGGAAUAUUGGCAUGAUCUUCAUAAUCAAAAUUAACCCCAAAUUGCACACCCCUAUGUACUUUUUCCUCAGCCACCUCUCCUUUGUGGAUUUCUGCUACUCCUCCAUUGUUGCUCCCAAGAUGCUCAUGAACCUAGUUGUAAAAGACAGAAGCACUUCUUUUGUAGGAUGUCUGAUACAAUUUUUCUUCUUUUGUACUUUUGUGGUAACUGAGUCGUUUUUAUUAGGGGUGAUGGCUUAUGACCGGUUUGUGGCCAUCUGCAACCCACUGCUCUAUACUGUGGCCAUGUCACAGAAGCUGUGUGUCUUGCUGGUGGUGGGGUCUUAUGCAUGGGGUGUAGCAUGCUCCUUGAUUCUGACGUGCUCUGCUAUCAACUUAUCUUUCCAUGGUUUCAAUACCAUCAAUCAUUUUUUCUGUGAGUUCUCAUCUCUGCUCUCACUUUCAUGCUCUGACACUCAUAUCAACCAUUUGCUGCUUUUCAUUUUUGCCACUUUUAAUGAAGUCAGCACCCUCCUCAUCAUUCUCACGUCCUAUGUGUUCAUCGUCGUUACCAUCCUCAAGAUGCAUUCCGCCAGUGGGCGUCGCAAAGCCUUCUCCACCUGCGCCUCCCACCUGACCGCCAUCACCAUCUUCCACGGCACCAUCCUGUUCCUGUACUGUGUGCCCAACUCCAAGAACUCUAGGCACACAGUCAAAGUGGCAUCUGUGUUCUACACAGUGGUGAUACCCAUGUUGAACCCUCUGAUCUACAGUCUCAGGAAUAAGGAUGUCAAAGAAACAGUGAGCAAAAUACUAGACACUAAAGUCUCUUCUUAUUAA
This is a messenger RNA of Jaculus jaculus (lesser Egyptian jerboa), 942 nucleotides long. RefSeq names its product olfactory receptor 5D18. Gene Ontology annotation, cellular component: membrane. The record is from RefSeq and is a predicted model, not a curated record. Gene Ontology annotation, biological process: G protein-coupled receptor signaling pathway; sensory perception of smell. Gene Ontology annotation, molecular function: odorant binding; olfactory receptor activity; G protein-coupled receptor activity. The coding region runs from base 1 to 942 and encodes 313 amino acids. The transcript has a single exon. NCBI's taxonomy places the organism in Eukaryota, Metazoa, Chordata, Mammalia, Rodentia, Dipodidae.